AUGACUCAUGAAGGUGACUUGAAGGUCCCAGCAGAACGGAAGACUGCAAAUUUUUAUACCUCAAUCACUAGAGCACGAUUUGCUGACCUCUUCCGCGGCACUCUUGACCCUGUAGAGAAAUCCUUGCGAGAUGCCAAUCUUGACAAGGCUCAAAUCCAUGAUAUUGUGCUGGUUGGUGGAUCCACCCGCAUUCCCAAAAUCCAGAAGUUGUUGCAAGAUUUCUUCAAUGGCAAGGAAUUGAACAAGAGCAUCAAUCCUGACGAGGCUGUUGCAUAUGGUGCAGCUGUCCAGGCGGCUAUCUUGGCUGGUGACAAGUCUGAGGCUGUGCAAGAUCUGCUGCUGUUGGAUGUUACUCCUCUGUCCCUGGGCAUCGAGACAGCUGGCGGUGUCAUGACAACAUUAAUUAAGCGUAACACCAGCAUUCCAACAAAACAAACACAAACCUUUACUACCUAUUCUGAUAACCAGCCUGGUGUGCUGAUCCAGGUGUUUGAGGGUGAGAGAGCAAUGACGAAAGAUAACAACUUGCUGGGCAAGUUUGAGCUGACUAGAAUUCCACCUGCUCCCAGGGGUGUGCCUCAAAUUGAGGUGCCUUUUGAUAUUGAUGCCAAGGGUAUCUUGAAUGUGUCUGCAGUGGACAAGAGCACCGGAAAAGAAAACAAGAUCACCAUCACAAAUGACAAAGGAGACCCGUCCAACCACCGGAGAACGUGGAUCUACAGAGAGCAGCUCACCCCUGAGACAGACCGGCCGUGUUUUACAGCUGUGGUGUGGCCCCAUCCAGACAGGGGAAUGUGGGAGACGGGUUGUCUACCCACCUCAGGCGAUGUCUCGGAAGCCCGUGUCUGCUGGGAUGGACGGAGGUAA
Hypanus sabinus (Atlantic stingray) is the source of this 867-nucleotide messenger RNA. Its product is annotated as heat shock cognate 71 kDa protein-like. Lineage: Eukaryota; Metazoa; Chordata; Chondrichthyes; Myliobatiformes; Dasyatidae. The record is from RefSeq and is a predicted model, not a curated record. Gene Ontology annotation, biological process: protein refolding; cellular response to unfolded protein; vesicle-mediated transport. Gene Ontology annotation, molecular function: misfolded protein binding; ATP binding; ATP hydrolysis activity. The transcript has 5 exons. Bases 1 to 867 code for a protein of 288 amino acids. Gene Ontology annotation, cellular component: cytoplasm; cytosol; nucleus.